Messenger RNA from Hyphopichia burtonii NRRL Y-1933, 1581 nucleotides. RefSeq lists its product as uncharacterized. Gene Ontology annotation, biological process: protein processing; regulation of fatty acid beta-oxidation. The record is from RefSeq and is a predicted model, not a curated record. Lineage: Eukaryota; Fungi; Ascomycota; Pichiomycetes; Serinales; Debaryomycetaceae. Gene Ontology annotation, cellular component: peroxisome. The coding region runs from base 10 to 1581 and encodes 523 amino acids. The transcript has a single exon. Gene Ontology annotation, molecular function: serine-type endopeptidase activity.
AUCAAAAAGAUGUAUUCAUGGCGGUACAUCCCUAUUUGUAUAAGACUCAUAUCCAAGAAUGAUACCCACAGCUACUCAGGGAUCAAUUUAAUACUCCAAGACAACCAGGGGAAUGUGGUGGUUGACUACAGUUUGACAAUUAACCAUAUUCCCGUAACGCAGUUGAAGAAUAACUUUACAGUUUAUGUAACUCUGAGUCAAUUGAUUGAUCAAGUAAAUGUGAAUUGGCUUACCGCUGAGUAUUCUUAUGAUAUUCCAAUUGUUUCGAAGGCCGGAGAUGUUUUAUACGAUUUUUUACAUUAUUUUGAGCUGCAUGGGUUCAAGCUAUUGCCAAAUGAUUUAAUACAAAAUAAUAAUCUCAAUUCGAUCAACUUAUUGGGAUUGAGGUUAAAAAAUCCAUUGUAUUCGGUUGUCGGCUUGAAAAAUUAUAAUCAAAUUCAGUUUAACGAUCAUGGUUCUAAAUUGGAGGAAAUAAACCUUGAAUCAUUCCCGUUCAAUUUUACAAAUCCGUUGCUUUUCUCGAGUUUCCAAACUUCGGGUCACUUAAAUUAUGUAAUAAAUGAUAAGCUGUCAAGUGUUGCAUAUUUGUCAGAUAUAAAGUAUUUGGAAAAUAUGGUUGGUAGUGUUGUCUUUAAGUCAAAUCUGAGUCAAUCAUUUGGCUUAUUAAUGGGUAAUUUGAAGAAACUCAAUGGUGACGGUGACUUAUUGCUAAUAUUGUCUUGGUCGAGAAUCUUAUCAUUGAUUGUUCAUAAAUUUAGAAACAAACUAUUAUUAUCAAGUAUUAACUUGAAUAAAACUUUGGCGGUUGAAACUAUAUCCAAUCAAUCAGUAUUACCAAUAACUAUUUCUAAUGAUUCGUCUGGUUAUUGGGGGUCUUGUAUCUACUAUAACAGCUCAACCUUAAUUACAAAUACCCACGUUAUUCAACCGUUAAUCGAUGAUCCUAAACGCCAUAGUGCUAUCAUUCAUCUACCUUUAAAUAACCUGAUUAAACUAUCCGCAGAUGAUGUGUUGAAAACUCCUUUCCAAAAUCUUGAUUUAACUUUCAUCACACUUUCAACUCGAAACAUGAAUAGAGUUAGAAAAUUAGUAAGACCAAUAAGUUUCCCUUCUAAACAUUCUCAAAUUGGUGAUAAAGUCAAUACCAUUGGUUAUGGCCUUUUUUUCAACCCUCGUUCCGUUACACCCAUUCAGUCUUCUGGUACACUUUUAACUCAAUAUUCGUUACCAUAUUUCCCAGAGUCAGAUCCAAAACCAGUUAUAUCUAUUACCUCAUCUUCAUGUUGGAAUGGUUCCUCGGGUGGCGGAUUAUUCAAUUCUAAUGAUGAAUUGAUUGGAAUUAUCUGUUCAAAUGCAACGGUAAGAUUACCCAAUUUUAAAGAAGAUGGCCAAAUAAUAAAUGGCGAGUUAGAGAAAUUACUGAAAUUUUGCUUAGCUUUACCCACUGAGUUGAUAAAAGAAGCUUAUAAAUUCAUCGAUAAUGAGAUUCCAGAAAAAUUGAAUGAUAAAAUUGAUACGAUUUGGAAUUUACAAAGUUAUCAUAAUGAUGUUAUGGUAAAUGAAAGGGAUUAUAAAUUGUAA